GAAGCAAAGGACAGGAUUAGAAAGAGCGUGGCAGAGCUGCUGAAGGAAGAAAAAGUACCCAUUGCGCCGGAUAACGUGUUGAAAUGGCGUAUGCAUCGCAUUUUCAAGAACAUGAAGAGGACGACUGCAGCUCGACAGGCAAGAGCAGCCUACGAAUCCAAAGCUAUAGCUGCAGGACAUGGAUCAGAGCUUGAAUCGCACAUGUGGCGCUUUCGGCGCCUCGUCCGCGACGAAAUGUACGCGCUAGCGUCUACCUACCCGUCCCUAACCUGGAAGGAGCUCCCCACGAAGCAAAUACACACCAUCAAAGAGCGCGUCAAUGCGCAAUUGCGCGAAGAAGGCAUCCCGGAGGUCGGCGAGGACUUGAUGUUCUAUCAGAUGGAGAUAUCGCUCAUGGCGUACAAGAUCAGGACGAAUAGGGAGGAGAAGGAGGAGGCAGAGUAGGAGAUUAAGAGGUUGAUGAGAAGACAGAAGAAGAUCAGAGAAGAUAGUAGAGGCUGAAGCAAUUCAUACCCUCCGGAGGAGACAGCCGAGCCUGUGAAGGCCUCCAGCAUA
Messenger RNA from Trematosphaeria pertusa, 555 nucleotides. RefSeq lists its product as uncharacterized. NCBI's taxonomy places the organism in Eukaryota, Fungi, Ascomycota, Dothideomycetes, Pleosporales, Trematosphaeriaceae. The record is from RefSeq and is a predicted model, not a curated record. The coding region runs from base 91 to 444 and encodes 117 amino acids. The transcript has 3 exons.